AUCAGGGAGCGCCCAAUGGCAACGCUUACCGAGCAAAUAGACCCUCCCUCCCCUCAGGUUGUUGUGGAGGCUGCAGCCCCCGCCUUCCUGCGCCUGGGAGCGCGCGCCGAGUGCGAAGCCUUGUUUGCCCCAAGUUGCCUUAUGUACGUUUCUUUCUGGGGUGGGAAGGCACUAAGCAAGGGAGAGAGAGGCUUGCUUCGAAACGAGACCGGGAGAAAACGAGGCGGGAGGCUAGCCAGUAGGAUGCUGAAGACAAUUAAGCAAGCACUCUUCUCUUCUGGGCUAGAGAUGCCCAAAUGGACACCACUGCCCAACCAGGGUCCUGAUUAUGAAAUUCGACAGUAUGAACCAGCCAAAUGGGUGAGCACAUCUGUUACAACCAUGAACUGGGAUUCAGCUAUCAAUACUGGCUUCACAAAGCUCUUUAACUAUAUUAAGGGCAAAAAUGACAGAGGAGAGACGAUAGAUAUGACUGCUCCAGUGACAUGCUUUGUGCAGCCAGGUGCCGGCCCAUUCUGCGAGUCAACCACAACUGUGUCCUUUUAUGUACCAUCUCAACACCAACAAAAUCCCCCUAAACCCUUGGAGGCAGGUGUCUUCAUUGAGUCCAGGUCAUCAAUUAUUGUAUUUGUCAGAUCAUUUGGAGGAUUUGCCAAUGCGAAGAAGAACCAAGAAGAAAUACUGGCUCUUGCUGAAAGCUUGAGGCGGGAUGGGAGAUCUUUUCAAGAAAAGAACUAUUAUAGUGCUGGCUAUGAUAGUCCAUUCAAAUUGCUCAACAGACACAAUGAAGUUUGGCUUGUGAAGAGAAGCUAAAACCUCAGCGGUGCACAUUAUAGCUGUGACAUCCAACUGUGCCCUUAACAAAAUGUAUUUUUUUCUAACAGAUUCAA
This is a messenger RNA of Anolis sagrei ordinatus, 890 nucleotides long. RefSeq names its product heme binding protein 2 (gene HEBP2). NCBI's taxonomy places the organism in Eukaryota, Metazoa, Chordata, Lepidosauria, Squamata, Anolidae. Gene Ontology annotation, molecular function: heme binding. The record is from RefSeq and is a predicted model, not a curated record. Gene Ontology annotation, cellular component: cytoplasm.